CUCCAAAAACAGAGACUGUCUGUGACUGAGAGCGAGGAAGAAGAAGAAGAGGAGAGAGAAAGUUAGAGAGAGAGAGAGAGAGAGUUAAACGAAGGCAAUCUAAUAGUUUUUCUUUUUUUCCUUUUCUAUUUUCGGGGGAGUGAGAGGAGUGUUUGUUUCUCGAGUAAAUUCUCUCUCCUCUCUCUCUCUCUCUCUACUUUCUCCUUUUUAAGGCACUUCCAUUUGAUCAGAACCUCUCAUUCCCCUGCACAGAGCACCAUAUUCUAGAACAAUCCUAGAUUACUGUACAAUCAGCCAUUCGCUGCUUCACUCUUUCUCUCUAGACUGUGUAAUCCAUCGUCCGUACAAUGGAGCGGUACGGUCGGAGUACGACGGAAGGUUCUCCGUCCGAUCCGCCGCCGGAGUGGACCGCCACCGGCGCCGAGCCAGGGCUCGAAGAGUCCGUUUGGCAGCUCGGCUUGGGUGGCGACGAGCCCUACCCGGAGAGACCCGACGAGGCCGAUUGCAUCUUCUACUUGAGGACUGGGUAUUGUGGCUACGGCUCUCGGUGUCGGUUCAACCAUCCUCGCGACCGCGGCGCGGCUAUGGGAGCUGCUAGAGCUGGUGGUGGUGAGUAUCCAGAGCGAGUUGGUCAGCCUGUAUGCCAGUACUAUAUGAGGACAGGGACAUGCAAAUUUGGUGCGUCUUGUAAGUACCAUCAUCCUAGGCAGGGAGGAGGUUCUGUUGCCCCUGUUUCAUUAAAUUAUUAUGGAUAUCCGUUACGACAGGUAUUUAAAGAGUGUUCCUACUAUGUGAAGACUGGACAGUGCAAGUUUGGUGCAUCAUGUAAAUUUCAUCAUCCGCAGCUGGCUGGCAUACAAAUUCCAGUCCAAUCACCUGCAGCUCCGGUUCCACCUGUGCCAGCGCCAGUUCCACCACCAGCAUUGUAUCCGCCGAUGCAGUCUCCAUCCGGUUCCUCAUCACAACAGUAUGGAGUAGUCGUUGCAAGGCCUCCUUUGGUGCAAGGCUCAUAUGUCCAAGGCCCUUAUGGUCCCAUGCUGAUUUCCCCCGGCAUGGUACCAUUUCCAAGUUGGGGCGGUCCUUACAUGGCGCCUGUAAGCCCCUUACCCUCUCCUAGCAAUCAACACCCUCUUGGUUCAGGGACAGUUUAUGGGGUUACUCAACUGUCGCCUUCAGCACCUGCAUAUACUGGACAGUAUCAACCUAUGCCUUCUCCUUCUGGUCCUUCAAUCAGCAGCCAGAAGGAAAACCCGUUUCCCGACAGACCUGGACAACCAGAAUGCCAGUAUUUCAUGAGAACAGGGGAUUGUAAAUUUGGAUCCUCAUGUAGAUACCAUCAUCCAUAUGAUGUUACUGCACCGAAAACAACUGUCGUUCUUAGCCCUGCUGGUCUUCCAAUUCGUCAAGAUGCUCCACUUUGCACUCACUACGCACAACAAGGAGUAUGCAAGUUUGGGGCUGCAUGCAAAUUCAACCAUCCAAUGGGAACAUUAAGUUAUAGUCCAUCGGCAUCUUCUCUUUCCGAUAUGCCAGUCGCGCCCUACCCAGUUGGAUCCUCUGUUGGUACACUAGCUCCAUCAUCCUCAUCGUCAGACUUGCGUCCUGAACUGUAUGUGGCAUCCAUUAAGGACACCACUUCAUCAGCCAGAAUGUCAUCCACAAUGAGCACCUCCAGUGGAUCAGUUGGUUCAACAUUCUCAAAGGGCGGUUCAGUCUCCCAUUCAAGUCUCCAACAGUCUGCUCAGAACGCUGGCACUUCAGCUGGUGGCAAUAGCAGCACCAGCACAGAGUCUCGAACUUCAAGCUAAGCGACACCAAGCAAUUUCUCAUUCUCCUUUUUCAUCAAAUUUCUCCAACCAAAGCAUCAUUUUUUUUUUUUGGGUGCAAGCCCUUAAACAGAGGCUUCAUAUCUCACUUAUCACGGUUUCACAAUUUAAGUCCUAGCAUACAAUCCAGCCCUGUGUUCAUAUAAAUCUUUAUAUUUGGCCAUUCCUUUCUUUUAUCUUGAAUAACCAAUGGCCAACCCAUCGAAAAGUUUAGCAAACCCCAUAUAGCCUCCCAAAAUUGCUCAUGAAUAACCAUGAAAAUCUUGCAGUUCUGUUAGGCAAAUCUGCAUCCAGUUCUCCACUUUAAGAGUUUGUUGUGUUCAUUAUGCUCCUGUCUCUUUCAAAAAUGAAAGACCAAUUCCACGGUUCUCUUCCUUUUACACUGACCGUGUUUUCAUAUCUAUCCUUUUCGAUUUUUCCUUCAAUCCAGAGCAAGCUUCCAAUUCAACUUAGGGAUUUGAAGUUCUUGUUUUCACAGUUUUUUUUUUUUUUUUUUUUUUGGGGUCCAAGGUCCAUUCUGAAAAAAAAAAAAAUGAAAAAUGAAAAGAAAAACAGAAGUAAUUCAGAGACCACAAGGAGGCAUUAAAAAAAAUGCUACUUUAUAUGUGAUUAGAUACAUGGUAUGUUGUGGCAACUGAAAUGCUUGACCUGUUUAUUGAUAAUUUUAUUAUGAAAUACAAAAUAUAUUAAGAAGUCUUGACUG
Morus notabilis is the source of this 2529-nucleotide messenger RNA. Its product is annotated as zinc finger CCCH domain-containing protein 34. The transcript has 7 exons. Bases 348 to 1808 code for a protein of 486 amino acids. NCBI's taxonomy places the organism in Eukaryota, Viridiplantae, Streptophyta, Magnoliopsida, Rosales, Moraceae. The record is from RefSeq and is a predicted model, not a curated record. Gene Ontology annotation, molecular function: metal ion binding; mRNA binding.